AGGUAAUGAUUUCGAUCAAUAUCAAUGGAAUUCGGCCAAAACAUAUGAAAAAUAUAAUGUACAUGAAUCGUAUAGAGACAAAUCUGAAUUAGGCCAUUUAACAAAUAAUUCAAAAAGAACCC
Molecule: messenger RNA, 122 nt
Organism: Racocetra persica
Lineage: Eukaryota; Fungi; Glomeromycota; Glomeromycetes; Diversisporales; Gigasporaceae
Source: the annotation of a GenBank genome assembly